AUGGAACAGUUCACCAUAUACGCCAGCCUUUCCGUCUUAUUACUCAGUACUACCGUGCUGUUUGCGGUUGCUACUUGGUAUCUUCCGGACCGCCAGGUCGAGAAGGUCAUCCUCACUAUUGGCUACUUGGCCCUCGCCUACGGGUCCUUCCUCCCGGUGCUACCUUAUUUCUCAAAGUCGUACAGAGAAAGCGGCCACCGAGGCCUCGCCCUGUUCCUGGCAACGCACACGUAUUGGGUAAACUGGUUCGUCAGCUUCGGCAUAUUCCCCGUAUCGUUGUUCUGCCAGUGGCUUUGCAUGAAGGGGCAGCCUGUGCCACGGAGCCUAAGCGUCGAGGGGCUCGCGGCGCAAUCUGUGGCGUUUGUCCUAACGGGCGUGUCGUGGACGUGGCGCAUGACGGUAGACAAGGCCACGUGGGCCGAGUGGUAUAUGUUUGUCGGCUAUGCCGCGGUUGAUAACUUGCUCUUUGGCGUUGUCCAAGGCAUUCUUUGUCUUUUCAUCUGCGGGAAGACAAGGCCGGUAGAGGGCCGGGUCGAUGAAGAUGAGGCCCGCCCUCUACUUCCAAACUAG
Molecule: messenger RNA, 570 nt
Organism: Parascedosporium putredinis
Lineage: Eukaryota; Fungi; Ascomycota; Sordariomycetes; Microascales; Microascaceae
Source: the annotation of a GenBank genome assembly